This is a messenger RNA of Harmonia axyridis, 1388 nucleotides long. RefSeq names its product nicotinamidase. NCBI's taxonomy places the organism in Eukaryota, Metazoa, Arthropoda, Insecta, Coleoptera, Coccinellidae. Gene Ontology annotation, molecular function: calcium ion binding. Bases 88 to 1140 code for a protein of 350 amino acids. The record is from RefSeq and is a predicted model, not a curated record. The transcript is spliced from 5 exons.
AAGUGUGGCGCAGCGAUCACACAGCUGAACGGAUUUCCAGUUUAUGCAGCUUAUUCAGCACAUUGAGAUUCCCGCGUUAGGCCAGUCAUGGGAAGCACCGAGAAGGAGGGUUUGUUUAUCGAUCGGGAUUGCAACUACGCUGCUGUGACACAAGGAAUGGAGGCUUGCUUCACCGCAUUCGAUAAAGACUGUGAUGACAACCUAAAUCUGAAAGAAUUCGAAACUUUAUGCAGAGCACUGUUUCGUGAUGGCAAAGAUGAAAGUUAUGACAUUGACAGAAAUCAUUUGGAACAGAUAUUCCAAGUUUUUGAUAAGAAUAACAACGGUCUUAUCGAUAGAGAAGAAUUUGUCUCUUGUUGGAACGACUGGAUAAAAAUUAUCGUAAAGCCGGUUUCAGCAAUAGUUGUAGUGGACGUACAGAACGACUUCAUUUCCGGCUCUUUAGACGUUCGAAAAUGUCCUGCCAGUCAAAAUGGCGAGGAGAUCGUAGAUCCAAUCAACAACCUCCUGGAGAAGAUACAGUUCGAGGCCAUCUUCUACUCCCUGGAUUGGCAUCCUAUCGACCACGUCUCCUUCAUCGAGAACGUGCACAGCAGGCCUAUACACGAAUCUAGCCCAAUUAGCGCUGAUAACGCCAAAGUCUUCGAUACCGUCAUCUUCGACGGGGAUCCCCCCAUAAAACAGAGGCUUUGGCCGAAGCACUGCGUGCAGAAUUCGUGGGGGGCCGAGCUCCACAACAACCUCAAAGUUGCCGAGAAUGCUAUAAAAAUUUAUAAAGGUACAAAUCCGGAUAUCGAUUCCUACUCUGUUUUCUGGGAUAAUAUGAAGUUGUCAGAUACAAAACUGGACGCACACCUAAGAGCUAACAAAAUAACAGACGUAUACAUUUGUGGAUUGGCCUAUGAUGUUUGUGUGGGGGCAACUGCUGCUGAUGCCUUAUCAAGCGGUUAUAGAACCAUCCUGAUGGAAGACUGUUGCAGAGGAGUAGACCUUUUAAGUAUGGAACAGACAAAACAGCAUGUUCUAGGCAACCACGGUGUCGUUGUAAGUUCCAAAGAAGUCCCAGAGAUGGUCUCUGGCAAUAACAGAAGACCUGAAUUAGGUUAUCAAUUGGCGAUGACCUUGAAAAAGAAGAAAUAGAAGAGAACUGUAGAUUUCAAGCCUAAUAGAUUUCGGAAUUAGGUCGAAUUGAGCCAAUUAUCAGUAUUUUAGUUAUAAGGGUUAUUUGGUUUUACUUGCCUAAGCUUUGAUAUGAGCAACAAGUCAGUAUUCAUGUUUCAUUUUUAUUUUUCCAGUUUGCUGUUGUUGUAAUGUUAACUUUAACUGUUUAUUGUUAAAUUGAAAGUGUUGAACAUCUUUAUUCUCAAUAGAUCAAAAAUGAAAGACAA